Ostreococcus tauri is the source of this 963-nucleotide messenger RNA. Its product is annotated as Domain of unknown function DUF1336. Lineage: Eukaryota; Viridiplantae; Chlorophyta; Mamiellophyceae; Mamiellales; Bathycoccaceae. The transcript has a single exon. The coding region runs from base 1 to 963 and encodes 320 amino acids. The record is from RefSeq and is a predicted model, not a curated record.
AUGGGCGCCGCGUGCAGUCGCUCCACCGACGCGUCGGCACCGUCGCACCCACCGUCACCACCGUCGUCACCGCGCAGACGCUCGAUCGACGCCGUGCGCAGAUCGAUCGACGCCGUGCGCGACGCCCUGGGUCUGCACAAGAGGGAACAUCAACACUGGAGCGAGACCUCGUGCCCGUGGCUCUCCGUGCGGUCCGAGACGUACGACGUCGAUCGCGCGAAGACGCCGGUGACGAGACCGAUGUUCAUGACUCUGAAACACUGCGAUCUGUUUGAUCAAUCGGAUCUUAAAGAGGGGGAGAGAUUGGACGUCGCGCGGAGGACGGCGGCGAGCUGGUUCAGGAAACAACUGGACGCCGAGCGGGACGAGCGAGGUAAAGACGGCGUGAGAAAGGUUCCGUGGACGUUUGUGUUUCAGUUUGUGAAUCCCGAUGGCGCCGGAUUGGUGUGUUAUUUCCAACCAGCGUUCGAAACCGGAGAGGGGGAUGACGCGGCGACGACGGCGACGGAGGUGGCGGCGAGGGUGGAGCGAGACGCGGAGGCGUCCGGCUUGGACGCCGAUCACGCGUUCGCCAGAUUGUUUCGACGAUUCUUGCUCGAAGACAAUGAUAACGACGCGUUUCGCUCGGAGCGGAUUAAGAUUUGCGCCAAGAUCACAAAGGGGCCGGCGAUGUUGACGCAACUAGUUCCCACGCGGCCGGUUCUCGUCGGUAAGCGCGCUCGCACGGUGUUUCACUCAGGCAAAGGAACGGAUCUGGAGGGGCGUUACUUGGAGUGUGAUUGUAUCUGCGCCGAUAAUUCGUACGCAAAGUAUUUGUAUUACACGUUCAGUGGGUUAUCGAGCAGGAGUGAGGAAGACGUGGCGAUUUGGAUCGAGGGCCGGGGCGAGGACGAGCUCCCUGAGCGCGUGUUGGGCGCGGUGAAGUUUCGGAAGAUUUCACCAAAAACGCUCACAAAGGUGUAA